AUGGCAUCUGCCCUCAACAGCAACCUUCACCCGCCCGGCCCCGGCCCGAGCGCCAAAGCCGGCGGCGGCGCCCGCAGUGGCGCCGACUGGGGCAGGGACUACGACCCCGACAUGCACGUGAAGAUGUGCAAGAAGAUCGCUCAGCUCACCAAGGUGAUCUACGCCCUGAACACCCGCCAGGAUGAGACCGAAGCCACCAUGGAGGCCCUGCGGGAAGCCCACCAGGAGGAACUCCAGGGCGCGGUGGCUGAGACCAAGGCCAGGCUCCUGCAGGAGCAGGAGACCCUUCUGCAGCGCAUCCAGGCCCUGGAGAGUGCCCUGGAGCUGCAGAAGAGGCUGACGCGGGAGGCACUGGCAGAGUCGGCCACGUGCAAGCUAGAGACCAAAGAGCGAGAGCUGAGGGCGGAGGCCGAGCACGCAGAGCGGGUCCUGACGCUCUCCAAGGAGAUGCUGGAGCUCAAGGCCGACUACGAGAAGAGGCUGCGGCAGCUGAUGAGCCACGAGGCUCCCCAGUGGGGCAGACCGUCCCAGGAGAUCCCAGACGCCACGACCGAGCCUAGCCAGGGCCCAGAAAUGCAGCAGGUCCUGCUGGAGGUGGAGCGCCUGCGCACUGAGAACCAACAGCUGAGCCAGGAUUACGCCCGCAAGGCUGAGGAACUGCAGGCCACCUACGAGCGAGAGAACGAGGCCAUCCGGCAGGCCAUGCAGCAGUCAGUGAGCGAGGCCCUGUGGCAGUGGCAAGAGAAGGAGACCGACCUCCGCAAGAACUUCCAGGUUCAAGAGUCAGCCCUGCAGGCCCAGGUCAGGAAGCUGGAAGGAGACCUGGAGCACAGGGGCCGCAAGAUCAGUGACCUGAAGAAGUAUGCCCAGAAGCUGAAGGAGAGGAUUCAGGACCUAGACCUGCAGUUAAGGGAGGCUCGACAAGAGAACUCAGAGUUGAAGAACACUGCAAAGAAACUUGGGGAGAAGCUGGCUGUUGCCAAAGACAGACUGAUUCUGCAGGAGUGUCACGUGGCACAGAAACCAGAUGACAUAAAGCCUAUAUUUGUUUUGGAGAACGAAGACCUGGCAGAAGAAAAUGACUUGGAAGGCCAGAAUUUUCAUCCUCAGCAAGAUCAAGGCUUUCCUAAGGAGUGUUCCUGCAUCAAAGGAGACUCUACUACACAGGUAAAAGUGUCAAGUGUUGAGACAGAAUAUAUGAAGCAACAAUAUGAAGAAGACCUUCAAAAGAUCAAACAUCAAACUGAAGAGGAGAAGAAACACCUCAAAGACCAGCUAGUGAGGCGUCUGGAGGACCUGGUAAAGAAGCACACUGUAGAAAUCAAGUCUGUGCGCUCAUCCGUUGAAGCAGAGAGAAAGAAGCUACAAAAGGAAGUAGAAGUACAGUUGGAGGAAGUGAAGAUGAAAUCAGAAAGGAAAAUAAAGCAGUUGGAAGAAGAGAAAGCAUCCCUCAAUGUGAAACUUCAAAAUUCUCUCCUUGAGGACUCUUGUUCAAAACUGAAGGAAACUUCUCAGACACUUACCAGAGAAGAGUACCAAGAUAAGAUAGGAGCUGAAGAAGGAACCAGCAGUGAGGAAGAAGAAGAAAGGAUUGAAGUGCCCCUCAAGGAGGGAAGUGACCCACAGCCUCCACUGGGCUCUUUGCUAAAGAAAGCACCUGAAAUUCGACGUCUCCAGGAGGACUGGCAGAGCCAGAAGGCCAGGCUGCAAACCCAGGCCACAGAGGAACGUGUGAAGAAGGAAUCCAGCCACAGCCUCCAGAUUCAACACCAGGCCCACCUGCUGGAGCUAAAGGCCUUGGAGGACAAGGCCAGGCAAGAGCUGCAAGAGGAGCGGGAGAGGAUGCAAGCGCAGCAGACCCUGCUGCUGGAGUCGCUCAGGCAGGAGCUGUCAGAGCAGCGAGCUGCCUGCUCUGAGUACCAGAAGGACCUGGAGGUGCUGCGGGCUGAGCUGAGGGCUCUGGGGAGCUUGAGGAGACAGCAGGUCAUCAACCCGUGUCCAGAAAACAGUGAGGACCACACUGAGAACACAGAGGCCCUGGACCUGACCCGCGCCUCCGCCGGCCAGGCCCCGAGCGCGGCGGCGCACCAGCUUCGCGAGGAGGAGCUCGCCCGGCUGCAGGAGGCCCUGCUGCGGCUGCGCGCCGAGGCGGAGCAGCACCAGCAGGAGGCGCUGCAGCUCCGCGACCAGCGCAGGUUGCUAGAGGAGGACCAGCAAGCUCAGAGGGCCAGGGAGGUGGAGGCACUUCGCCAGGAGCACCGGAAGGAGAUGCAGGCCAUGGUGGCUGAUUUUAGUGGGGCCCAGGCCCGACUCCAGGCCCGGCUGGCUGCCCUGGAGGCUGAACUGAAAGACUGCGGAGAGAAGCCAGGAAAGGGAGUAUCGAGGCCGGAGGACCUGCAGCUCAUAGGCCGUCUGCAGACUCGCCUGAAGGAGAGGGAGGAGAUCAUCAAGCAGCUCACGGAAGAGAGAAGAUUUCACUAUGCUGCAUUCCCCAGCACGAUGUCCCAUCGGAAUCGCUCCUUCUCUUUCAACCCGCACCCAGGGUAUUUGACCCCUUCCAUGAAGAAAAAGAAGAUGGAGGAGGUGCCCAGCAGAGUGGUCAGUGUGCCAAACCUUGCCUCCUAUGCAAAGAACUUUCUGAGUGGAGAUCUGAGCUCCAGGAUCAAUGCCCCUCCCAUCACUAAAUCUCCCAGCUUGGACCCCAGCCCCAGCUGUAGCCGACCUUACAAAGCUGCCCAGGCUCUAGAUGCAAAAACUGCUCUGAGGCCACAAGAGGGGGAAACCACCCAAGCCAAGGAGGCCCAGCAGAAGCAGGGCUCUGCACACCAGGAAUGGUUCACCAAGUACUUUUCUUUCUAAGCCAACCUUUGGAAUGCAUUACAGGAUGACAGAAAAGCAUUUAAACCAUCAGAAUGAAGGAAAACUAACCAACCAAAUAACUUGCUGAUAAUCAUUUCCAUAUGACAGCUAAAAUGAAGUUUUGGUAUUAACACUUCCAAUUUCAUUGUGACACACAUUCGUGUAAGUAUUGCUAUUAGAAAUAAGAUACCCAGAUGACAAUGUUACUAACUUUCCUAACGACACGCUGUAUUCCUAGGUGUCUGUAUUGCAGAGCUCCACUUUGUGGUAUGUCAGCCUUAGUGAUUCCCAGUCUGCUUGAAAAGUGGUUUCCAUUUUCCUUAGGAUACUAGUCAACCUCCACUUGAAAAGUUGUUGCUAUGUAAAAUAAUGUAAUUCCAAAACGCACACCUAACCUCAAAAGAAAGAGGAGUAAAACAAAGUUCAAAAGACACAGAAAAGCCAAUCCAAUCCAAAUAAACACACAUGAAAACCUGCUAGGAAUGUACUCUAGCUUGCAUAGACAGCAGGCCUUGACCACCAAGGUCUAGGUGGAGAUAGACAGCGGGAUAACACCUACCUCACGAGGGGCUUUGCAAGGACUAACCAAGACGGUACAACUGGAACUUUCUACAGUGUUUCCUUGCUCUGCAAUGCAUCUCAGUUGCAGUGACCAUUGUGCCAACAUGGGCCUUUCAAAGGCUCCUGGACUGUCUAUUCCUGAGUCGGCCAUGCCUGUGGCCUCUGGUUUGGGACCAUUUGCCUCAGAAUAUGUUGCAUCGCCAGUGCAUGGACUGUGAUCAAAUUGAAGGGACUUGGAACUGAACUGCUCUCGGUGCUGAUCCUGCUCCCAGCCUGCAGGGACUCUUCUUACCCUCUCCCUGCCAGAGCAACACAAUUAGAUGAGAUUCAAUGCAACUUUCCGUGGGAAAAAUAUCUUCUCAACCCUUUGGUGCUGCUCCAGCAAGUGGCCUAUAAACACAUGUAAUUCUAUGCAGUGUUGACGUUUCUGCUCUCUGAAUAAAACUUUAAAUAACUGGAUAAUAACAAAAUGG
Molecule: messenger RNA, 3893 nt
Organism: Dipodomys spectabilis (banner-tailed kangaroo rat)
Lineage: Eukaryota; Metazoa; Chordata; Mammalia; Rodentia; Heteromyidae
Gene: Fam184b
Product: family with sequence similarity 184 member B
Exons: 16
Coding region: 1-2859 (952 amino acids)
Source: RefSeq, a predicted model, not a curated record